CAGACAUGCAUUACUAGCGUCUUCAGAGAUAUAAAAACCUGCCAUCCAUAGGAAGACCUUCAACAAGAACUUCAUCUCAUUGACAGUAUUACACACAAUCAAGAUUUCCAAGAUCAUGGAUGACAAUAGGUGUGUUCACCUAUCCAUGAAUCAUUUACUAUUGUUCAUCGCAAUUAUUUUCUUGUUCUUCCAUAUUGAAGCCCAAUACACGUCCACCAAUCCCCAUGUCCCCAAGGUACACGAAUCGCGCGUUGCAACCAUUUGUGGCAUGCGCUCAAUUAUUUUCUCCAUAACAUUUCUCAUAGUUGUCUAUUCAAAGUUCUGCCACACAGCCAUGCCCACACCUCACAGCAACCUUGGUGAACUUAUGAUCGGAUCAAGGUCUAGAUUUUCUGGGAUUGAUAAAGCAGUGAUUGAAUCACUCCCAUUUUUCCGGUUUUCGUUUCUUAAGGGAUCAAAACAAGGCCUAGAGUGUGUAGUCUGUUUAUCAGAAUUUGAGGAUACCGAAGUUCUUCGGUUGUUGCCAAAGUGCAGGCAUGCUUUUCACAUGAAUUGCAUUGAUAACUGGCUAGAAAGCCACUCUAGCUGUCCUCUUUGCCAGUACAAGUUUGAUGAAGUGGAGCUCAUGAAUUGCACAUAUACAAAUAGUCUUAGAUACACCGGAAAUCCUUCAAAUCUAUUAGAGGAUCCAAAUCUUGAGUUCUUUGUUCAAAGAUCAUCAUCAAGAUUCAACGUGGGAAGCAGUUUUCGAAAAUUUGAAAAACCCAAGAAAGAUCUUUUGGUUCAAGAAGGUGACAUUCAAAAACUCUUCCAUAAGUUCAAGCACAAGAUCACUAUUUCUGAAAUUGUUUACAAGGGCAGUGGAGUGAUCUCAACUCCUCAGACUUGACAUUCUUGAAUUCCGAGAUGAUUAGUAUCAUGUCCAGUGAGAUAUUCUAUCCUUUGAAUAAUCUGACUAGUACUAGAUUUAAUCAUGCGUUUUCCAUGAAUGAACAUGUCAUGAAGAUUAAGGAGGACUUGGAUAUGAAGAGGUUGUAUGAGUCUAAGUUUGGUAAGAUGAAUAAUAGUAAUUCAUUUGCAUUUUCAAGUUCAAGUUUUCCUUAUACUUCUAACAGUGAAGGAAACCAAAAUACAAUUUCAAGACUAUUGAGUCAAGGCGAGAAGACAUCAAUGUCGGAGAUUACAAACCUUUCGAGGUUCAGAGAGUUCAGCGUAAGGAAUAGGCGUGGGGAAUCUGAGAGUUCAGAGAGAAUGAGGGCGAUUUGGCUGCCAAUAGCGAGGCGAACAGUUCAAUGGUUUGUAGGGAGAGAGAGAAGUUUAGAGGGAUCAGAGAGUGAAAGACAACCAUCAUACAUGUGUGAAUUUGAUGGAAAUUUUUCCAAUUUUUCUGAAUGUUUUUUGUUGUUGAAGCUCUACAAUUGAUUGGUUAUGCCUUUACAAUUGCAUGAUUCAAGAAGUGUUUUUGAGAUCACAGCCGUUACAGGAAAUGAUCUUCAUAUAUAUAAAUUGUAGUGAAAUGGCUUUGCCUUGCUACAAAUUGUGGGUACAAGAGUCGAGCCUUGCCACGUGGUGUUGCCACGUGGUGUCGCCACAAUGUAGCCAUGACAUUUCUUGGGUGGCUGCACCUCCAUGACUUUGGCACCACGUGUCCACAUUACAUGACAACACAUAUGUGGCCCACUUUGUGUUGUGUCUCAGCACCUAGGUUCAUCAAGCCAAGCCUAGUAUACCACUCUCGGAUUGCUCGCUUGUCCAAUUCCAGAACCCAAUCACCAAGACUAAAAUGUUUUCCUCAUGUUACUUAGGCUAGGAGCAGGGCCUGGUUACCCAACUCGGGACCACUAGCGGAAGCUAGAAUUCAAUGUUUCGUUUGGGCAUUUGCUAAGCCCCCCUCUGGAGCGAAGCAUGCUUGGACCAAGUUUAGAGAGAUGGGGGGAGCUUGACCAAGACAUGUGAUACCUCAAUUGUUAUGGUGUGUAUCCUUGCUCUUCUGGCAUAUGGAGCUCCUUACUAUCACCCUCUCUAUUUCAUAAGGCUAUCUUGGCCUUUUCCUCUCCCACUUCCGGUGUGUUUAUCAUCUUCUCAAUAAGGACAACUUUCAGCCGGCUCCCCCACUACAACCCACAAAAUUUUCCAUCAUAUUGCCAAAUGCAAAAGAUGUCAAACUUAUUCAUCGUAGUCAUUAUCGGACUUUUGUUUUGUCUUUCAAU
Camellia sinensis is the source of this 2210-nucleotide messenger RNA. NCBI's taxonomy places the organism in Eukaryota, Viridiplantae, Streptophyta, Magnoliopsida, Ericales, Theaceae. The record is from RefSeq and is a predicted model, not a curated record.